CCACUCCAUCACCACCACCACCGCCACCUCGAGCCAGCUCGCGGCUCAGCGCAGAGCUUUCUCUCUUUGCUCAGCCAACCCUGAAUGUCUCAACACUCGUUAAUAUCGUUAAACCUCAACAUUUUACGCGCAUUUCUAGCGCAUUGUUGUUUUAAGCGGGGGGCGGUGUUUUCUUUUCUUAAUCUCCAAAAGCUAAUUAAACAGUAUUACUAUUUCUUCCGAUGAUAAAUAAUAAUAAUAACAACAACAACAAUUAUUAUUUAAUUUCAUAUUUUUAAUAGGAAAAAAAAAUUGAGAGAGAGAGAACCACCAAGCUUCAAGGGAGGGGGGUGGUUGCUCCCAUUCCAUUGGGGAUCACUCUAGCGGCGGUGCCGCGCUGUGCGCAAUGCGUCCCAAAGCAUUAAAUUCUCCGCCACGCUCCCACCGGGUGAGUGGAGGCGAGAGAACGCGGGUGGACCUCACCAUGGCACGUAUGGCCGGCCCUCUCCUGGGAGGGACACUCCUGGGCCUGUCCGCCUCGCUCUCCGCAGCCCUCAACCUUGCCCUGCUCUUCCAACUGCAAGGGGCAUUUCGGCAGCAGAGGUGCGACGAGCAACAUCAGCACGCGACUGAAAAACAGCAGCAGCAGCAACAGCAGCAGCAGCCGCCGCCGCAUCAUCAACAGCAGCAGCAGCAGCACCCACCUCAAACGCCUCAACAACAGCAGUUCCAAGAUCUGCUGCACCAUCACGAGCAGCUGCAGCAGCAGCAUCAAUACACGGAGCAGCAGUUGCAGUACCCGGGGUUCCAACCGCAGCAGCAGUUGCAGCAGCAGCAGCAGCAGCCGCAGCCGCAGCAGCAGACGGAUGAGAGUGGUAAUGCUGCAGGUGCCGCUGCUGCUAUCAUGAGAACGUCGGCCAUGUGUCUUGCCGCUGUGGCGCUGAGUCUGAACCUGUGCUGCGCUUCCAUCUGUGUCAUCCACGCACUGCUGGCUUCCAGAAUGGUGCACGCUCACAGGGCUCAGCGGUUUGUGGAGAGCACUCAGAAAGCUCGCUUGGUAACCAUGGCUCUCUUCUGCCUCGCUCUGCUCUCCUUCACCGCAGCUCUGUCCCUGCACGCCUUCUUGGUUCUGGACGUCCCGGCCUUCCUGGCGUGCGCCGGCGCGCUGGGCUGUGGCGUUUUACUCUCUGCCUCGGGCCUAGUACACGGCCUCGCCGCAGCCCGCCGCUCGGCCCAGCUUCCCGCCCGGGUCCCCCGUGCCCCGGCCACCCUCAUGCCCCCUCCGCCGCUCCCGCCGCCCCAGCAGCAGCACCACCAGCACCAGCAGCAUCACCACCCGCAGCAGCACCAGCAACAGCAGCAGCAGCAACAGCCACCGGGCUCGGGCCUGCAGGCCGAAGCCUCGGCUUGCAGGCCCGAGCCUCGGGCCCGGGCGCUCAGCUUCUGGAACCAGGUGGCGCUGAGCGAGCACGGGCGGUCGGACGACAACGGCGACGAUUUCACGCUGGCGGCGAACGACUGCGCCGCGGCGGGGUCCGGGGGGGCGGCCGGCGAGGAGUUGUGCACCCUGAGCGCGUCGCUGCCACACCCGCGCCACCACCAGCGGGUGCCGCCGCACAACGGGCGCGAGAGGUUCGUCGACGUCCCCGCGGAGUCGUGCGGCAGCCGUCGCAAAACCGCCUCCAUGUCCGACAUCGUAGCCGAAUCGCGAAGGCAACAGCCGCACCAGCAGCAGCCUCACCAGCAGCAACAGCAGCAGCACCAACAGCAGAAGCAGCAGCAGCACCAGCAGCAGCACCACCACCACCAUCAGCAGCAACAGCCGCCGCCGCAGCAGCAUCAGCAGCAGCAACAGCGUCAUCACAUGGAUCCGCUCUCAUUGCUCAGCAGCAAGAUGGCGGCUGCUGGUGGCGGUUGCUCGGGUACCGCGACGAUGGGAUCACGUGACCGGCAAGGAGCCAAUCAGCAUGGGCCGGUGUCUGGAGACGCCCGGCCGUGGAACGGCGUGACUCGUGAACUCAAGGCGGCGCAGGCUCGAUGGAGGCUCACCGAUAUCAGCAACACGACGCUGGUGUGAGCCGUGGGCGAAGGCUUUGCGAUCGCGGGCACACACACACUUAGCGAUUUUUUUUUUUAUGAGCGACCUGGCUUUGCGAUGGUGCAAAGUUGUCAGGAUGCGGCAAAGUAUGUGUAAGCGACAUCACAGAGGUAUUUGCAAACAUUGUUUGCAAAGUCUUCUCACUCGUUCCGUUGUCGACCGGCCCGGCAGGUUACUCGAAAGGUCAAGAAGGAGUUGACGUGGAGUUGUUGACAAAACGUAACUUUUCUUCCAACUCGCUCGGUCUGCUUCGAUCAUUUCCCACCACCCAGGGCAGCCACCUCCACAACUAAUGCUGAGCGACACAAAGUACGGUUGCCACCUCUUGAGAUACACAAAGAAAAACAGGAUAUGCCAUGGGAAGAAUAGCAUACAAUACCAAGAGGGGAGAAGGCCAUGUAAAAUUAUGGUCUUGAGUAGUGUAUCAUUACAUAUUAUAAUUAUUAUUAUGCAACUGGCAAAAACUCGGACUUUUAAUGUCCUGCGAUCCCGCAAAACCAGGAGAGGUGGCAACCGUAGACGUGAGUGACCACAGGGCGUCAACACCGGUGUCCAGGUUGUACGUAGUGAACGACCAUAGAAGGACGCUGAUGUCGCGUCGCAUAUUCGCUUACGGUGUCGCAACGGCACAAGUGCGUGUGCGCGCGUGUGCACUGUGUAUCUUUAACCGGGUCAGGCGGGUGUCAACCCAGUAGGCAAGCGGGGCGAGCCCACAGGGUUGGUUGGUAAGCCCUCGCCUUGCCGACCGCCGUUUCUGCGACGUCGGCUGAGGUGUGCGGUCGAUGUCGGCUUCGUUUUGACCGCCGGAAGGUCGCGGCAGGGUCAGGCGUCGACAGUCGCCGAUAAUGGCCUCGGCCAACGUUGCCCACUUCUAUCCCCUGCUGCCGCCGCCAUCGCCGUUCUUGGGACAAGGACCAAGUGAGGCGUGUCCCGUUCGCGUCACCCGACCGAGAUCCCCCAAGACGGGAUGCGAGUGCCUCCCUCGUGUUGGCUGAGUGGGCAGUCGAAGUCGUGGUGUUGUUUUGGCGCGACGGGACAAAAAGUCGCUCGGGGGAAAGAAAGAAAUAAAACAAAUCGCUAAGUGUGUUAUGCGUCGGUAAAGGCAGGCGCAACCCCAAAACGAGCGCUCCCAGCAUAGCGUGGACGAUCGUCGCAACGUCCAUUCCCCGUCGAUCGGUGCAGGGGUGAAGGUAAAACUUCUGUCAAGGAGACUUCACGUCCUCGGGGUUGUACCGCUCGGCACGACGUCUGACGUUCCGCUCCACGUGCAAGGGAGCUUCUUCGGAAGCCGAAUUGUUUCCUGAACACACAACCAUUUUUCCUGCCAAAUUAUAUACUCCAGUCUAUCGUGCCAACAUACGACGCAUCUGUAGCCCCUUUUUACAUGCUUAAAUAUGAAUGCAAACGGAAUUAUUAUCAGGCCUUUGCGAAUUUACUUCUGGAUCGAAGGCCUACCCCAUGCCAGGUUUGUCAAAGGGGUUGUUGGACCAUACUUCACCACGAUGGUCAGUUCGUUUUGGUAAAGGUGGCAACCAGUACUACUGGUUCAUUGACGUUAACCGUGGCUGAGAAAUCGAUCUUGGGGCCACCAAGUUUAUAGCAUAGUGCAUUAGCCACUGCCAAGAGUUCAAUCUCUGAGGACUCAAAAAUAUUUGGUGUGAAUGCCAAGCAAGAAACAGGGCACAGCAUGGAUAAGAGUCGAUGGAGCGGACGUCAGAAGUAGUUCUGUGAAGUCUCCUUCCGCGGGGCAUUCUUCAUCACGGGGGGUGAUGUUUUAAACACCGCUCUCCGUCAAAAGUGCUCCAAAUCGAUCCUCGUCACAAGACGCGAUUCCGACGGCGUCAUUGGAAUAACAUUUUUGACACGAUUGGCGAUGAUUCAAAUCCCCCCACCGAACGGACCCAAAACGGGCCGUUGGGUAGCAUCCCUUGGCGUCACGCGCGCUUGCUGGUUCGCUUCUUUGGGUUGUGCCUUCGUUAAAGCGAUGGCGUGAGUAAGACGGAGACUAUAGCAAUUGUCAAAAAAACUAUACAAAUUACGUAUAUAUCAAGUUCCGGUAGGUAUACUCGUAGCAUCGUUCACUUCGAUGGAGACUGACGUGAAUAAGGCAGCCUUCAAACUGCCGGAGGCAGCUCAUCGUGACGUGUCCUCAUAUUUUCCAGACUCCCCCCCCCGUUCUCUUCUAACCGGUCGUGCGUUCGUGUGUUGUAAGAUUCUCAUAUUUCUCGAAGGAGGGGGGGGGGGCAUCAUUCGUCUGGAGCUGAAGGCGACGGGAACGAAUUACAGAGAGGCGCGGACAGAGACAGAAGACUCGGGAAGGCAAAAGAGACAAGUAUGGAGAGGCAUUGGAGAGAGACAGACACAUAUCGAGACAAACACAGAGGGCAACAGACACGAAGACUUGCAGACAAGUGGACACGGAGAGACAAGGUGGCUACGCAGAGACAAGAAGAGCAAGAGGCAAGCGGAGGUAGAGAAA
Petromyzon marinus (sea lamprey) is the source of this 4556-nucleotide messenger RNA. RefSeq names its product transmembrane protein 221 (gene TMEM221). Gene Ontology annotation, molecular function: RNA binding. NCBI's taxonomy places the organism in Eukaryota, Metazoa, Chordata, Hyperoartia, Petromyzontiformes, Petromyzontidae. Gene Ontology annotation, biological process: nuclear polyadenylation-dependent snRNA catabolic process; nuclear polyadenylation-dependent rRNA catabolic process; TRAMP-dependent tRNA surveillance pathway. Gene Ontology annotation, cellular component: TRAMP complex. The record is from RefSeq and is a predicted model, not a curated record.